CCGCAAAAAGAAAAGUAAGGAAAAUUCUUCGCAUCAGACGUUCGGAAAAUCCGCACUUUUCCGGCUUGGAACCAUAACUUCUCAGGUGGAUUGCAUUUUUCCAGUUUUAUUUUUUUGUUUUGGUUGAAGAAACGCCGAAACCGUAUCAGACAGCCAAAAGUCAACAAAGGUGGAUCUUUCCGGCGGUAGCGGCGGCGGCCAGCGUCAAGCAAUGGCCUCGGUGCGCAUUCCCGAGCAGAAAGUGAUCCUGUGCGGCGAGUACGGAGUGGGGAAGAGUUCAAUCUUCCGCCGGUUCGCUGCCAACAGUUUCGUCACGGCUACGGACCGGAAGUCCACCCUGGGGCUGGAUCAUUACGAUCGGAGUUUCACGGUUGGCGAUAAAGCCAUCAAGCUUCAACUGUGGGAUACCGGUGGUAUGGAGCGAGUCGCUUCCGUCACUUCCAGCUACUACAAGUUUGCCGAGGCUGCGUUACUGGUGUUCGCAUUGGACAAUCCGGCCUCGUUCCAUUCCCUAUCGCAGCACAUGCUGGACGUGGUUACGUAUGCGGAGAAUGCAAAGAUUUUUCUAGUCGGAAACAAGGUCGAUCUGGAGCAGACCGGCGAUCCGGAGGUGUCCGAUGCGGACAUGGAGUCCUUUUGCGAGCAGUGUCAUAGUUUAAUCAGCGCGACGUACAAAACGUCCUGCAAAACGGGCGAAGGGUUAGAGGAUAUGUUUCAGGAUAUUGCCAACAGCUUGGUGGAAUCGAAUCGGUCUCGGCUAGAACUGCAGGCGUUGGAUUCACACGGUUUUAAAAUUGAACCGCCGGAGGACUUUGGGGAACCGUCUUGUCUUUGCUAGUAUUUCGUGCCCUAAGCGGUAGGGCACAUAAAGAAAA
Messenger RNA from Ochlerotatus camptorhynchus, 875 nucleotides. It is a transcript of the gene RabX6, whose product is annotated as RAS oncogene family member RabX6. The record is from RefSeq and is a predicted model, not a curated record. Gene Ontology annotation, molecular function: GTP binding; GTPase activity. The transcript is spliced from 2 exons. Bases 212 to 838 code for a protein of 208 amino acids. Gene Ontology annotation, biological process: regulation of endocytosis; vesicle-mediated transport. Gene Ontology annotation, cellular component: plasma membrane; recycling endosome. Lineage: Eukaryota; Metazoa; Arthropoda; Insecta; Diptera; Culicidae.